Racocetra persica is the source of this 1824-nucleotide messenger RNA. The record is from the annotation of a GenBank genome assembly. NCBI's taxonomy places the organism in Eukaryota, Fungi, Glomeromycota, Glomeromycetes, Diversisporales, Gigasporaceae.
AUGCAGAUGACCAGAUAUCAUCGUCAAGAAAACUUUCUAAGAUUUAUACCACCUUUGAAUUUACUGAUUUAAUUAGGAAUAAAUGUACAAACAAAUUAAGGUGGUCUGUUGCCGUAUCAGAUAAAUCAACUAGUCUACCGGAAUUUAGAAUAUUAGCAAUAUCUUGUAUUAACCUGGAAGAUAUGAAAUAUUAUAAGAAAAGUUCUAGUGAAAUACACCUUGUAGAAACCAAAAAUAAUGGAUUUACGUUUGUUUUUAUUAUUGAUGAUGAAUAUUCAAUUAGUAAUAUUGAUGAAGAAAAUUUAUCAAUUGAAUGUGGUGGGAUAGUUGAAUUAUUUUCUUGUCAAAACGCUGAUGAACAUUUCCUUAUUAUCUUAGCACUUUCAGGGAUCUACAAGUAUCAUAUAAAGGACAAAUCUAUUAAUGGUAAAAACUUACAAAAAUUAAAAUAUCCAAGAAGAAUAUACAACGCAAUCAUUAAUAAUAUAAAUGCGCGUUUUGAUGAUUAUAAUUUUGAUAAAGCAUACAAACCAAUUAGUAAAUAUUUUAAGAGACAUAAGUUUGAUGAAUCAGCCUUGUUAGAUCUUUCUACUUUAUCAUACGCGAUAUCAGAUGAUAACAGAUUUUUAGCAUAUGUACCAUCAUCCACUAAAGAAAUCAUAAUAUAUUCGAUCGAAUGUGGUAUUGAAAUAGCGAAGCUUGAAGAAAUUAUAAAUAUGAAGGACGCAUUUGGACAAAUAUUUAUCGAUUUUUUUGAUGAGAUGUUACUCAUAUAUCAUUCAAAAGAUGAAUGGUUUGUCUGGAAUAUUUUCGGCUCAUUACGAGAUUCUGUUAAAUUAGGGAAUCCAGGGUUUACGGUGGAACUUCCAUUAGCCAAAAAAUUUGGAGAUCCUUAUAAAGUACAACGAUCAAAUUCAUCCAUAAUCGUUGAUAUGGGUAGCGAACUUGUUAUUUAUGAUGAUCAGAUUAUAUAUAAAUAUUUGAAAUAUUUAAAGAAAAAUGGUAAACAAGAUUGGAAGAAACUACCAAUAGAAUACUUUUCUAUGCAAAAUUUAUAUAAUCACAUAUUAGAUCUUCAUGAUGAAGAAUCAAUAAAAAAAUUAAAUGAAUAUUAUUCGAAAAAAAAUAUCCAAGCAUCUUAUAAAAACAUAACAUUAGAAGCAUUAGAUAUAGCUCCCCAUAAAAAAUUAAAAUUGGAACAAUUAGAUAAGAAUUAUGAGAUAAUUGAACCCUGGUCAACCGAAUCCUUUGGAUUUUCUGGACGUCCACGGUACUCGUUCUAUCUCGAUGAGGAAAAAACAAAGCUACUUUUAAUUGGAAGCCAUACAAUUCAAGUUUGGCACAAGUAUGAUCAUGGUCUUAAAAAAAAGAGAUCUCUUGAAUUCAUUCAUGUGCCUUUAUCGCACUUGCAAAAUAUUUUUGAUCUUGAAAUAAGAAAAUUAGAUCUUCAAGUGAUAAAAGUAAUAGAUUUCAAGUAUUGCAUCGGAAAAUUCAAGCUAAGCAUCCAAAUUAAUGCCAAAUAUGCUUGUUAUGCACUUAAAUACUUCUCUGCUUAUAAAAAACUUGAACAGUUUCUUAACAAGGAUAGAAAAUUAAAAUUUAGUUAUAUUAUUAAGCAAACACGAAAAAUAAUAUUGAGAUUUAUUAGAUUGCAUCCAACUGAUUGGAGAUUAUUAGAUAUUCGUUUUGAUUUAAUGAGUGUUCUUAUUGAAACGGGAGAUUAUGAACUUGUAAAUGAUAUUUUAUAUUUUGAACAACCGACUCAUAUACCUCAAAAAUUUUGUUGGUCAGGUGGAAAAAAUACUAUUCGUACCGCACUUUCAG